AUGGAAAAGUCUGGAACUUCUUCUUCUUCUACUUCUUCCUCUUCCCGUAAGCUUCAUUUUAAGAUUAAAAAAAUGGUGGACGUAUCAUCUUUAUCAUCAUCAACGUCGUUAUACGAAUCCGAUACCGAAGAACUUCAGCAUAUGCCCUUGAAGCCAGUGAUGAAAAACAACAGAUGUUUGUCGAAGCAAUAUCUAUCCAAGCAAUUGUCGAUGCUGGAAACUUCUAGGGACAUUGCGUGGGAGAGAAGGCGACGACAAAUUCUUUGUCAGGAGAAAAAGAAAACCGGGAUGGCAGAACGGAAUGGGAUAACCGACGAAGACUUGAAUGAACUGAAAGGUUGCAUUGAGCUCGGAUUCGGAUUCAAUGAGGAAGAAGGGCAAAAGCUGUGCAAUACAUUGCCUGCUUUAGACCUAUAUUUUGCUGUAAAUCGUCAGCUUUCUCCUAGCCCGGUUUCGACACCUCAUAGCCGACGAUCGUCAUCGAUAUCAUCGUUGAAAUCGUCUUUUGGAAGUCCCAAGAGUGAUCAAGAUUGGAAAAUUUGCAGCCCCGGGGAAGAUCCACAGCAAGUGAAGACGAAGCUAAGGCAUUGGGCGCAAGCAGUGGCAUGCUCCGUGAUGCAGUCGUCUUGAAGUAGUGGGGUUGGCUUUGUACAGGUCUAGAGUCAGAAAAAAAAA
Molecule: messenger RNA, 675 nt
Organism: Hibiscus syriacus
Lineage: Eukaryota; Viridiplantae; Streptophyta; Magnoliopsida; Malvales; Malvaceae
Exons: 4
Coding region: 1-630 (209 amino acids)
Source: RefSeq, a predicted model, not a curated record